UCCCUCUUUUCCAAAAGUGUCCCUGGACUCUGCACCACCGGUCGCAUUCUAGUUCAAUUUGGAAUGACGGCGGCCAUGGGCAGUGUGAUCAACAUUCUAGUGAGUCACCUGGAAGAAGUUUCCGAGCAGAAGUUGCUUCCCGAGACUACGAACCUCAUCUACUUCUGCAACAUACUUCCUCUUCCAUUGACGCACGCUCUGCUGGUCUCGUUUCUGGAUCAAUCGGACUAUUCUGAUCUCUAUACUUGUUUCCCCCCUUUCCUCUCCAUCUCCGGGGCCUUCUCUCUCGGUCCCUGUGGACUCUACCUUCUGCUGGGUGCGCUGCUGGCAUUCUUUGUUCGCAACGCGACUGAAAACAUGUCUUUGAUGUUGGACGAGGAGGAAGUUAUUCUGUACUUUGAAUCGGCUCACAGAAAUACUAACUUUCUGCUUAUGCUGUGCCCAGCUGUUUUUGGUUUCACCGUGUACGCAUGGGACAAGGAUAGCUUAAUGUACCACGUGAUUGAGGCAGCAGUAAUUGCACUUUUCUCUGUUAUUCUCUACUGGAUGAUGGUACUCGCCCCACCCGAGAUCAAAGAGGCCUUCGUGAGUCACAACCAGAUAGAAAUGCCAGAAGUGAAGAAGAAAAAGCGAAAGUCGCCAAGUGCCCAUUAUAAACCUCAGACAGGUGAAGAUUUGAAAAACUCCGAGACGAUUGAUCGCAAUGAAUCGCCGAUGUCCAACUUCUCAAUCGGUUCCAACUUUUUCGGAGCCGGCUCAGACACAACUGGUGCCUCGAGCAUAUGCAGUGAGCCCAUAACUCAAGGCACUCCAGAGUCAAACCACCCAGAGGUCAACGCGGGUCACCAGAACAGUAAUAUUCAUUCUCCCGAGAGCAGCAGCAGCCAUUGGUAGUCCCAAAACUGAGCCAAAUAUACUCAUUCACCAAAAUUCAUU
Molecule: messenger RNA, 936 nt
Organism: Symsagittifera roscoffensis
Lineage: Eukaryota; Metazoa; Xenacoelomorpha; Acoela; Convolutidae
Exons: 4
Coding region: 64-894 (276 amino acids)
Source: RefSeq, a predicted model, not a curated record